AUGAACACGCUUGUAAGAUCAGUGUUAUCAGAUAAUGUUACUUCUGUAACCGAAGGUAUCAGCGUGGAUUCACAAACUUCAGCUGAUAUUGGAUUAAUUGAUGAUGAUUCGCCUACAGUUAGUACAUCUCCAUGUAGUCUUGGUUCACCGGAUUUUUCAGAAAUAUUGAAAAAACUUCGAAAAGGUUCUCAUCAAUCGGAUGAAUAUUGCAAACAUUUGGAGAAAAAAUUAUGCGAUAUGAGUGAAAAAUAUGAACAGUUAGCCAUCAAGUUAAAAGAAGUAAAGAACAAGUUGAAACGUGUACAAGAGGAAAACCACUGUUUAGAGAUUAAAAAUAUCAAAAAUAAAUCCUGUUUAUUUCCACUUGUGUUCUUCUCUUCUGCAGCGGUUAUCACCUUCGUUGUAUUGAUUAUCUACUUUCAAUUUAAACCGGAAUCACCCGUCUCUGUGCGACAGAGUUAUAACCUUACAAACGCUUCUAGUCUCAUCGACCCAUGUAAUGACUUCUAUAAAUAUGCCUGCUCUGAUUGGGAAAAUAAUCACGCCAUUCCGGAAGGCGAUUUGGAAAUAACGGCGAUUUCGCAAAUCACAGAGAAGACACUUCGUGACAUCUGGAAAAUCAUUGCUAACGGGUCGUAUUCCACGAACGAUACUCGGUUGACUACUGCUCGUAAAUUCUACAAAUCCUGUGUGAACCAUGGGGAUAUUUCUCUCCAGCAGACUAGAAGAGAGACAACUCAUUUGAUAGAAAAAUCAUUUGGCGGGUGGGAUUUGUUGCCAUCUUCUUCGCAAAAACAGUUGAAAACAUCAACGCAAGAACAAAAAGUUGACGAUUUCAGUUUAAGUGAUUUAUACUUUCCAAUUCUGAGCAUAACAGGAGGCUGUCCUUUAUUUUCCAUUGAUAUUAAUGCGGAAAGCAAAAUUAUUCAGAUUUCAGAUGGAAAAUUCGCUUCGUAUAAGGACGCUUGUGAAACAGAGGUGAAUGCUUCAAAUAUCGCUCCAAAGUAUUACGAAUAUGCGUAUAAACUGGGAGUAUCUCCAACCGAGAAGAGCAAGUUGCAGGCUGCUUUUGAAUUGCACACACGCUUGUGCCAUAAUCUGUAUUUUGCGAGGAAAUCUGACCUUACCGACUACAGUAAAGUGGUAGAAAUAAAUGAAUUGAAGUCAAUCUGUCCAUUGAUUGAUUGGAAAACGUUGUUUGCAAAAUUGUUUCGACCAACUGGAUCCAGAAGUUACAGCAAAUUUUCAAUAAGUAUAGCGGACACAACAGCGCUGAAACAUCAGUGUGCCUUACAUGAAAUUGAACUGUUAACGCCUACUGGUAAAAGUGCAAUUCAGAAUAUGGCUGUCAUGGACUUCAUGACAUAUCAGGAUACCACUAAUGAAUCUGUGAAAAAAAGUUCAGAAAGUGCAAAUCCUGAGAUGGACCCACGGCUGAGUCCGAAAUUCUCAGUGUUUUGUAUCGAGCGGUUGAAAGAAGCAUUUCCGUGGACUCUUGAAAGACAUUACGUUGCUCAGUACUUAAAAGAAAGUCAGAGAAAUGAGGUUCUCAAUAUGGUUAAUGAGAUCAAGAAGACUUUGUAUGAUUCAUUUGAAGAGCUGGCAUGGUUGAGUGACGAAUUGAGAAACUUUGCUGCUGACAAGAUUUCGUUGAUAGAAACCUUCGCUUUGUUCGAUGGUGUGGAAACAUAUGAAGAGAAAGAAAAUCUUUCUACCAUAUAUCGAUUACGGUAUCCAAUUAGUGAAGACACCUACAUUCUAAAUGAGAAUUACGCUCUCAAGGCAAACGUGCUCGACACUUAUCGAAAAGCAAUAUUUGGUCUGGAAGCAAAAUUGGAUGCGCAAGAAGCAACCUAUAUACCGUCAGCCUCCUAUUGGCCCACUGGAAACCGCAUAUCUAUUAAUGGUGCUAUGAUGAAUCUACCGAUUUACCACGAUGAUCAAACAAUUUCCGAAAAAUAUGGGGGAUUGGGUUGGCACAUAGCUCAUGAGUUAUUGCAUGCUAUUGAUACAUCCGGUAUACUUGUCGAUGAGAAUGAAUAUCAGAGGCCUUACAAUACAUCCUACCAUGGAUUUCUUGCAGUCUUGAAGCAAACAGAAUGUCUACGCAAACAAUACAAAAAUUACAAUUAUACGAGUGAAAAGAGUGCAGCAAUUGGAGCUCUCGGUGAAAUUCUGUCAGAUAACGGUGGUCUGAGGAUAGCAUACAAGACACUGCAACGACUGACGAGAAACUUUAGAAAUGGUGCUGAUGAAAACACGAACUCUUCUUUAGCUUCCGAAAAAUCGUUUUUCUUCACUUUUGCUCAGACAUUUUGUGAAAAGUAUAGUGCAGAUGGACUAAUUGAUCACAUGACUAACGCUGAUCAUGUGUUAGGUCAUUACAGAGUAGUCGGUACCUUGUCAAAUAGUAAAAGCUUCGCAAGAGCAUACAAGUGUCCAGUGGACUCACCGAUGAAUCCAAGUGUAAAGUGUCAUGUAUGGUGA
This is a messenger RNA of Trichobilharzia szidati, 2487 nucleotides long. The record is from the annotation of a GenBank genome assembly. Lineage: Eukaryota; Metazoa; Platyhelminthes; Trematoda; Strigeidida; Schistosomatidae.